This is a messenger RNA of Prorocentrum cordatum, 3437 nucleotides long. NCBI's taxonomy places the organism in Eukaryota, Dinophyceae, Prorocentrales, Prorocentraceae. The record is from the annotation of a GenBank genome assembly.
UUCAAGCUGCAAGUCGACGGAGGCAAGCUCAACCGCAAGCCGACCGGCAUCCUGAGCAACAGUGAGCAGGUCUUGCGGGCGGUGUGCAGGCGCUGCACGCAUCACAGUUCUGAACAUGAUCAGCUCGUCGGCAGCAAGCUCACGAGACUGGCCCAGGAGUACACCCCUCAGUUUUGCAACGCGAUCCUCAGAGGCCUCGUGAAGCACCUCGAGCGGGCCGGCGUGGUGAAGUACCCACAGGGGAAGUACAUGGACUUGUGCACGCAGCCGACCUACUAUCAGUUCUCAAACGCCACGGAGACCAUGGCUACCGAGCACGUUUCGGCUGUCGUGGGCGACUUCUUCCAGGCCAUCGCCGAGGACCAGAUCGAGUUAGGGGUCUUUGUCAACGACCUCCCUGCGGUUCCCGAGGACGACGAGGAUGCAUUUCUUGACGGUGAACCUGGAGAGAUCGGGCCAGACUUCGGGGAGCCGACGCAGGAGUUCCAGGACGUUGAGGAGGCGCCGCCCACAGACGAGAGCGAGACGCCUUCACCACUACAACAACGACUCAUUCAGCGGGCCCACAACAACAUGGGACAUCCUGAGCUACGGGAUUCCAUUCGUGUAUUGCGAAAUGGUCGUGUCAGAAAUUCCAUCCUGCGCUGGGUAAGAAAGAACUUCAAGUGCCCAGCGUGCGAGUCGAACAAGCGACCUCGAGCUCGACAGCCUUCGGCAGUGUUACGUUCUUUUCGUUUCAACUACGUCGUGGGCUGCGACACGUUCACGGUCAAGACCGCCUUGGGUUUAGAGUUCACGUUUGUCCACGUCAUCUGCUGGGGUACGAAUUACCAGAUCGUGGAGCGGAUCAGCAGCUCCAUGACGGCACAGGCGACGUGGGAAGCAGUGCAGCGGUGCUGGCAUCGACACUACGGGCCACCUCAGAUACUUGUGGUGGAUCAGGGCACCGAGUUCAAGGCAGAGUUUCAGGACCGGGCUCGAGAGUACGCUGCACUCGUACACGUCAUCAACUUGAGGAGCCCUUGGGAAAAUGGCAAGACGGAGAGGCACGGCGGCUGGUGGAAGAGCAUCUUCCAGAAGGCCGAGUCCAUCGAGCCGUGCUACAACAUGGACGAGGUGGACAUGUUCGCAGCCUUCGUCAGCCAGGCCAAGAUCCGCUUCACCAACCGCAGCGGCUACAGCCCGGCGCAGCGGGUCUUCGGCGAGGACAUCCGCCUGCCAGGUUGCCUCUUCAGCGAUGACAUCAUCAGCCCCGAGAUGCUUAACACGACGCCCUCGGCCGAGUACCAGAGGACCCAGUCCAUCAGGCAGGCCGCCAUGCAGGCGACCGUCUCCUUGAGCGACCAGCAGACGUUCGAGAAGGCACUCAAGAGCCGCAUGCGCAAGGGCCAAGAGGAGUUGAAGGAUGGCGAGAUCGUGUUCAUUUGGAGGCGAGUUUCAGUUCGACAGCCUGAUGGGGGCAUUGACUACAAGGUGGGCUGGAGUGGACCAGCGACGGUCAUUUCUACCACCCAGAACGGGAGUACGCUAUUUGCUUAUUUGCGCGGUGUCCUUUUCAAAUGUGGCAGGAUCCAGGUACGAUCAGCGACAAACGAGGAGAGCAUGGGCGCCGAGAUCGUUAACGAGCUCCUUUUCGACCUAAAGGAAAAGCUCAACGCGGUGCACACUCAGCGGGGCUUCAGGGACAUCACCGGCGAGGGUGAGUUCGACGACAUGGAGGCGGACCGGCUCCGACUGGCUGGCAGGACACCGUCUGGAACGAGAGCGCCGUGGCCGGCGCCGAGCGGAUUGUAUACCGACCCCGGGACGUACUGGGAGCAGCCAAACGACCAGAAACGCUUCGUGGAGAUCUGCAGCUUUACGGACGGCACCUUCACGAACUACACCGAGGCAGAGAGCAGCGACCAGAUCGCCAUGGACGAGGUGUGGCGCUACCGUAAGCAGGAGAGUGGUACUUGGAGGCCGGCCACUGGCUUCGACAACGACAAGCACGCCGCCUUCAGCAUUGAGGAUAGCUGGGCCUGCCUUAGCCACCGGGGCAGCUUCUACAUCAUGAAGGCGAAGUCCGAGGCGGCGGAGCUCAAGCACCACACCAUCAGCGAGGACGACUGGCCGCAGUUCAUCGCCGCGAUCGCGAAGGAGUGGAACGCGGUGGUAGGCAUCAAGGCGGUGACCAUCAUCAUGCCUGAGGACGCCGCCCGCAUCAGGAAGGAGAAGGGCGAGCGGAUCAUCACCAGCCGCAUCCUCCUCCGCUGGAAGCCUACCGAGCAGGGCGUCAUGGCGAAAGCCCGGUGGGUCGUUCACGGCUUCAAGGAUCCCGACAUCAUGGAGAUCGAGAGGAGUUGCCCUACGCCACAGCUUGUGACUAUUCACAUCGCAUUGCAGGCGAUGGCGAGCCGCAAGUUCGAGGCGACCGUGGGUGACGUAACUACGGCGUUCAUGCAGGGGGACCCGAGCAAGAGGACCAAGCCACUCUACGCGGAGCCGCCGGCUGGAGGAUACUUGGAGUCCCUUGGCGUGCCAGCCGGUUGCCUCAUCAGGCUCGACCGCGAGGUCUACGGGCUCGUGAGCGGCAUGGCAGCGUGGAGGAGCACCAUGGUUGAUCACCUCAGCAAGCUGAAUUAUCGCAUGAGCAUCUACGACCCGUGCCUCUUCUGUCUUUUCAACAACGACCCGCGCGACAAGUCCAAGGAUCCGAUUGUCCAGGGCAUCGUUGUUCUUGAGGUUGAUGACACACUAUCUGGAGGAACGGAUUUACACAACAACAAGAUGAAGCAGCUGAGGACCAUGGUCAAGUUUGGGCAUUGGCAUAGUCUCUAUCAAGACGGGCCACAUUCUUUUGCUGGGCGCCGGUUUACACAGGAAAAGGACUUCGGUUUCCGCAUCGACAUGGAGCGCUACAUCCGCGAGAAGCUGAAUCCCAUCGAGUUGAAGCGCGGCCGCUUGUCCGACCCGAAGGCGGAGCCCACUGAAGGCGAGAAGAGCCAGCUCCGUACAGUCAUUGGCGGUGUCGGCUGGGUAGCGAGACAAGCUCGACCCGAUGAAGCAUCGACUGCGUCCCUGUUGCAGAGUUCGUUCCACGAAGCAGUCAUGAAGGAUCUUGCUGAUGCCAGCGCCUCAGUUCGGCGACUGAAGGCAGAUCCACUUCUUGGACUUCGUAUCAUGCCGUGCGAUAUCGACGAGGCCAGAGUUGCGAGUGUUAGCGACGGGAGUUUCGACGCAGACAAGGCGACCGGAGCUUCGCAAGGAGGCUUCAUUGUGGGUAUUUCUACUACGGCCCUCAACAACAACGAGGAGGCCCCAUUCAGCACUAUGAGUUGGGUCAGUCACAAGAUCAAGCGAGUUGUUGGGAGUGCGAUGGCAGCCGAGAGUUUCAGUUUCAGUGAUGCUUUAGCAGAGGCGGAGUGGAUCUGGGCAUUGUGGCAGGAGACCAUUUG